Molecule: messenger RNA, 240 nt
Organism: Yamadazyma tenuis ATCC 10573
Lineage: Eukaryota; Fungi; Ascomycota; Pichiomycetes; Serinales; Debaryomycetaceae
Source: RefSeq, a predicted model, not a curated record
AUGCAGAUUAAAGUCAAGACCUUGACAGGCAGAGAUAUCCCUAUUGACGUGGAACCUACAGAUAAGGUGAUACACGUGAAAGAGCUCAUGGAAGAAAAGGAAGGAAUCCCUCCCUCCCAACAGAGAUUGAUUUUCGGGGGAAACUCUCUCAAUGAUGGAGCCACUAUUCAAGAAAGUGGAAUUACUGCCGGUGCUUCGUUGCACUUGGUAUUAACCUUAAGAGGUGGUGCCCGAGUUUAG